Molecule: messenger RNA, 1170 nt
Organism: Nicotiana attenuata
Lineage: Eukaryota; Viridiplantae; Streptophyta; Magnoliopsida; Solanales; Solanaceae
Product: pre-mRNA cleavage factor Im 25 kDa subunit 1
Exons: 7
Coding region: 171-830 (219 amino acids)
Cellular component (GO): mRNA cleavage factor complex
Molecular function (GO): mRNA binding
Source: RefSeq, a predicted model, not a curated record
GCUUUCAGCCUCCAGCCCUCUCUGGAACAUUUUUCUUCCCGUAACUUCCUUUUCAUUCCUCUAUAAGUAAGUCUGAAAAUUACCACCUCUGUUCUUCCCGUAACUUCCUUUUCAUUCAACUUGCACUUGUCUUUUGAUCUCUCGCUUCUGCUUCGUCUCAGUUCAAAUCAAUGGGCGAUCAUAGUUUCUUAACGGCCGAGGAAAACGGCGGUGUUUAUUCAAGUGGUGGUGCCGUUAACACUAGUAGCGUAUUGGAUAUUUACCCACUGAAUCAUUACUAUUUUGGUUCAAAAGAGGCUCUUCAGUUUAAGGAAGAGACCUUGGCUGAUCGCGUUCUACGCAUGAAAUUGAACUACGAUAUUCAUGGACUCAGGACCUGUGUACAAGCUGUGCUUUUGGUCGAGUUGUUCAAACAUCCACAUGUAUUAUUAUUGCAAGUACAAAAUUCCAUUUUCAAGCUUCCUGGUGGUCGUGUUAGUCCUGGUGAAUCAGAAAUUGAAUGUCUAAGACGUAAGCUCUCAAGUAAGCUAUCAAUGAGCGAAGAUGACAGCUGGGAGGUAGGUGAAUGCCUUGGGAUGUGGUGGAGACCUGGCUUUGAAACUUUGACUUACCCGUUUAUGCCGCCUGAUACAAAAAGGCCUAAGGAGUGCACAAAACUGUUUCUUGUGAGGUUGCCCGAAAGUCGCAAAUUCAUUGUACCAAAGAACCUUAAGCUUCUAGCUGUUCCACUCUGCCAAGUUCAUGAAAAUUUCAAGACCUAUGGACCAAUAAUUGCCGGAGUUCCACAACUGCUGUCAAAGUUCUCCUACAACAUGAUGGAUUAUGUCUGACUGGUGCCAUAGUACAAGUUAAAGACAAACAGGGUGUUCGACACUAUUCCCGUCCCAGCACGCUAUUUUAAGUGCCAGAUUAAAGUUUAGAAACUCAAUACAGUAGUCACUUUCACAUGUAUAUAUAUACACUAUGAGGAGUGUGUGUAAGCUAAGUCAAAACAUUCAGGUUGUUUUUUUUCUCAUUCAUCUGCAGUGUCUGUUUUACAUUUGUAUUGGCCACUUGUAGUGAGCAAAAUUAAUUGUCCACGAAAUAGUUUAACUGAUGACAUCCGUGUUGUUUUGCAUAGUUUGGUUGUGAAACAACAAUCCUUUAUAAGAAAAUUUUCUAUUAGCGUUA